AUGGCACUUGCUGAAGCACUUCUACGCAAAGUGCACAAGUAUGGACUUUUUCCCAAGAUUGUCAGGCUACUACCUGUGAUCUCUCUUGGUUUAGCAAUUGCCAGUGCCGCUUGGCUUGCUAGUUUACCCAUGGAUGGAAACUACAGAAACACCUACAUUUCAGAGAACGCGUUAAUGCCAGCACAAGUUACAUCGUAUUUCCGAGAAAGUGAGUGGAACAUUGUUCGUGGAUACAGAGGCGAGAUCUUGGGCAUGGAACUCAUGUCUGUAAGUGAAAGAAAUGCAAUUGUGGAAACGUGGUUGGCAGAUAUUGGCCUCAAGAGUGCUUACCAUGUAAACCAAGAUGGAGAUGACACGUUGUAUGCUAUAAUGCAUGCGCCACGAGGCGACGACACCGAGGCAAUGGUGCUUUCCAUACCUUGGCAGACGUCGGAUGGAAAGUAUAACGUGGGAGGAGCUGCUUUGGGUAUGGCAUUGAGUCGUUACUUUAGUCGCAUGUCGAUCUGGUCAAAAAAUAUUAUCGUUGUGUUUUCUCCUGAUGGCCAUGAAUCGCUUCGUUCGUGGGUGGAAGCUUAUCAUACGUCUUUGGACAAUACUGCUGGCUCAAUAGAUGCUGCCAUAGUGAUGGAGUUUGCUAGUAGUUCUGAUCACUUUGACUACUAUGAAAUCCACUACGAGGGUCUCAAUGGCCAGUUACCCAACUUGGACCUCAUUAACACAAUUGUGACCGUUGCAAGUGGAGAGGCGAUUGGCUGCUCUUUACAGGAAGCAUCAUUGAGUCAAUUAGGUACCAAUAAUUACUCGUCUCGUUUGCGUACCAUGUUGAAAAGUAUAGUCAGUAUGACGCUUGCUGGAAUCACCCCAAAUAGCCCCGGUUGUGAGGCGUUUUCCGGAUGGCAGAUUCAGGCGGUUACCCUCAAAGCCAAGGGUGAGUCGGGCCGCCAUGAUGUGACACAAUUUGGGAGAAUUGUCGACUCAACUUUCAGAUCAGUUAACAACUUGUUGGAAAAGUUCCACCAGUCGUUCUUUUUCUAUCUUCUUCUUUCACCAACAAACUUUGUCUCCAUUGGUACUUACCUUCCGUCUGCGAUAAUGUUUGCUGUUGCAUAUGCCUUGAGUUCUCUUGGUUGUCUUUUGUCGAGUGGAAUCACAGCAACCAAAUAUUUGCACAACAUUGGCUACACCCUUUCUUUAUUCACGAGUUUGCAAGUUGUGUGCUAUUCUCUUUGCGAGGGUUUACCGUUUUUGUUGAGACAAGCGUCCGAUAAAGAGGAAGCUGCCGGGGUGAUUCUUCAAGUAUUAUCUUUUUUAAGUGCGGUGAUCGCCUUGGGGCCCAUCCUUACCCGUUCUCGCAACAUCAAAUUACUUGAUAGAACAACAUCAUCGGCUAUGAUAGCGUUGUGUCUUUUCUUUAUUGCCAUGCUCGUGACAGCUUUGUUAAUCGUUCACUUUGCACUUGCAUUAGCUUUGGGUGUGUUGUGUCUUCCAUUGACUUUCAUAUACCCAAUCAUCUCCACCAAGGUUAAUGCCAGGGAAAAAUCUAUCAAGUCAGAGUUGAAAAUCUGCUUAUGUUCAAUACUUUCCAACCCUUUUUUCCUUAUCUACGUUGCUGGCGAGAUUCUUGGAUUAGGAGUGAGUCCCGUUGACAUCAUGACUGGAUUGUUAACUUCGUGGCACACUUUGCAAUGCUGGACAUGGUAUGUGUUCAUUUUGGGGUGGUUCUGCGUGUGGUUGGGAAUCUCACUUACAGCUACAUUUGGUCGUUUCGAACCUGAAGUUACCAGAACAAAAAAAGAGGAAUAG
Messenger RNA from Meyerozyma guilliermondii ATCC 6260, 1803 nucleotides. Its product is annotated as GPI-anchor transamidase subunit. The coding region runs from base 1 to 1803 and encodes 600 amino acids. The transcript has a single exon. Gene Ontology annotation, biological process: attachment of GPI anchor to protein. Lineage: Eukaryota; Fungi; Ascomycota; Pichiomycetes; Serinales; Debaryomycetaceae. The record is from RefSeq and is a predicted model, not a curated record. Gene Ontology annotation, cellular component: membrane; GPI-anchor transamidase complex.